Clunio marinus is the source of this 2606-nucleotide messenger RNA. The record is from the annotation of a GenBank genome assembly. Lineage: Eukaryota; Metazoa; Arthropoda; Insecta; Diptera; Chironomidae.
GCUACAGUUCGUGAUAUUCUCUCCGAAAGUUAAGAAAGAAAAAGAUUUGAAGACCGUGAAAUAUUUUGAAAGUGAUUUUCAGGUGAAAAAGGAAAAAGGAAAAGAAUAAAUAAUAUAAAAGAAAAUUAGAACAACAAAACAUUAUUUUCCUGUGGUUUAUUCAUAAACGAAGGGAGAACUUUUUUCGGAUUAAAAAACAGAAAAGGCUUUGCGAAUCCAAUUUAAAAUUUUUGCCCAAAAAAUUAAAUAUUUCCUAAAGAAAAGAAAUAAGCAACAAUGUCCAUCUCAGCGUUUAGAAAGAAAAAGCUUUUAUACGUUUUCAACGUUUUCUUUGACAUAAAUAACAGCGGCGAAAUCGACAAAAAAGAUUUUGAGAUAGCAAUUCAGAAAAUCUGUGAUCUCCGGGGAUGGCCAGCUGGCAGUGAUAAAAACACGGAAACGCACGAGGUGAUGUUCAAAAUCUGGGAUGGCUUGCGAUCAAAGGCGGAUAAAGAUAAUGAUGGUCAGGUUUCUGUUGAGGAAUGGUGCAACAUGUGGGAUGGCUAUGCAAGAGAUCCAUCGACUGCAUUGGAUUGGCAACAAAGAUACAUGAACUUCAUGUUUGAUUUAGAAGACGCUUCAAACGAUGGAGCUAUUGAUGCAGAAGAGUUUGCUAUUGUUUGUUCAAGCUACGGCCUAGACAAAACUGAAUGUGAAGAAGCAUUUGGAAAAAUGUCACAGGGCGCUAUAGAAGUUACCAGAGAACAAUUUGCAGUUUUAUGGCAAGAAUUCUGGCAAUCAGACGAUCCAUCCGCCCCAGGCAAUUUCAUCUUUGGGAAGACUUCGUUUUAACCCAGCUGAUUAGAGUGCUUCACAGAGUUUUUCAAUUCAAAGAUUUUGUCACAAUUGAAAUUUUAGAAAGCGAAGUGUUAUAAGAAGUUUGAAGAGAAUUUUAUUUGGUGAUGAUUUUUGUAUUAAUCUAAGUUAAAUUAGUUAAGUUUUAAGUUCUUAACUUAAUUAUUUUCCCUCACUUAGAACUUUUAUUAAAUGUUCUAUUUUUCCUUGACUAUUUUUCUUCCAUAACAUUUCCAACUUUAAUUAAAGAUGAAAUCUUCAUCGGUUUUCGUUUGAGUAUUUUCUAUUUUCUUGCUGUUUAGGUUACUUUUAUAAAUGGAGAACUGCGAUAGGAUACAAAAAAUGUUUUCCACCAUUCAUUCUUACAACAUGAGAAAAAAUUGAUAAAAGUUUUCCACUUUAUUUGCAAUGUUGAAAACCGUCUGAGUGUGUAAUAAUGACAUUUUUCAUUGGAUAUUUUUAUGUGAAUCUAUUACAAUUUUAGUUAUUAAAAUUCACUGAUGACGACAAGAAAAUGCUGAAGAAAAAAUCAAUUGUGACAAAAUACAUAAAUAAAUCUUGUAAUUAACUUUAUGUUUGAAUCUAUGCAAAAUUUAGAACUAUCAUAGAUUUCCAUAUCAAACAAAAAAAAUAAUUUGUCAAUUUCAAGAGAAAAACUGUGAGAGAAAAUUUAGUGAAGCAAAUCAAACGAAUAGUUUUGAGAAUUUGGAGUUUUUAAAAAUAGCGAAACAAAAUGUUUUUGGUAGAUGGACGAUUUUGAAACGGAUAAUUAGAUGACCAGGAAAAUUAAGCUUUAGAAUCGAUAAAUAAACUUUUUCAUAUUUAAACAAAAAAAUAAAUAAAAGGCAAUUAUUGGGAUAAAAACUAACGCGAAUAAGCAAUUAGUAUCUAUCUUACUUUCUAUGAAGAUGAUUUUAUUGUGAUUAAGACUUUAAUGAUGUGGAGCUGAGCAUAUCUAUAGUAAAUAGCAGAGGUUUUUUCGCAAACUCUCCCUUUUUCUUAAUGUUUCCUUCUUAUUUCAUCAACUCUAAGAAUAUAAAUGUAGGUAUUUCUAUCGAGAAAAAAAUAUACCAAAGUGACUUCAAAUCUAUAGGUUUUCUUUCUUCCAUGCUCUAUUUCUAUGAAUUUUAAUGAAGAACACUUUUCAAAUCAAAAGUUGAAAGAGAGAAUAAUAAGUUUUUAAAAUUCUUAUGAUACAUUGACUAAACCUCUUUGAACGGAUUCUAAAAUCGAAAUGAAACUUUCCAAUUUUGAAGUGUCAAUUCACUUGCAUCCAUUGCGAAAUCAUUUAAUGGGUCGAUUUGACAUUGCUAGAUCGGGCACAGAUAGAACUAACGUCUGCCAAAAGAAGCUUAAAAUAUCUUAAACCGAUUUAGCUUAGUUAAUCUUCCAUCCACAAUCAUGCACAUAGCAAAGAAAUAAAUAAAAUUAAAAAUUAAUUGUUCAAUGUGAGAUACAUACAAGAAAAAUGAAUGUUAUAUGUAAAACUCAAAAAAUGUUAUAAUGAAUAUAAAAAUUUGAAGAAAAAUAUUGAUUACAAGAUAAACAAAAUAUUAAUUAUUUUAAACAAUAUCAAAACUUUAAAUGCUUGAAUUAAUAUAUUUCACUGUUUGAAAAAAUAUAUACGAAAACCAAAUAUUAAAGUUUAAACUAUAAAUUGAAAACCCUCAAUUUAUUUUUCAUUUUUUUGUAAAACUUGAAAUAUGAUCAAAUGAAACAAGGAUUUUUAAAACAAUAAAAUUUCUGAAAAAGUUUAUUUGGAAAAUUCAAAA